GUUCGAGGAGUGACAGCGGCAAGUCCUGGCUUCCCGGGCGGGCGGCACGGGUGAGAGCAGAUCCAGUUCAAGCCCCUUCAUACUCCCCGCCACUCCCCGCGGCUCAGAUUAGCCAAACUUUCACUCCCACCUUCACCUUCAGCUGGCUAAGGCCACCGCUCUCUGGCCAAGAGAGGGCUGCCCACUGCGGGUCUUACCCGCGCGGACUGCCAGAAACCCCGAGAGGUGUUCUCUUUUUCAGUCCCGUUUCGGGGAAGGGGGUGUGGCGGGGAAGGAUGCGAAACUCCGUUCCUCUGUUCUGCCUCUGGAGCGUCUAUUGUUGCUUUGCCGCGGGAAGCUCCACACCCCCUGGUCCGGAGGGAUGGCUGCGAGAGGAGCACCACAAAUCCGGGCAUAUACAGGUUGCUGCCAAAUCUCCUGUGAGAUUCAACCUCCGCACCUCUGGGGACUCAGACCAUGAAGGAUGCUACCUCUCCCUGGGCCACAACCAGCCCUUGGAAGACUGUGGCUUCAACAUGACAGCCAAAACCUUUUUCAUCAUUCAUGGAUGGACGAUGAGUGGCAUGUUUGAAAGUUGGCUAUACAAGCUGGUGUCAGCCCUGCAGAUAAGAGAGAAAGAAGCCAAUGUUGUCGUGGUUGACUGGCUUCCCCUGGCCCACCAGCUUUACACGGACGCGGUCAAUAACACCAGGGUGGUGGGACACAGUGUUGCAAGGAUGCUCGACUGGCUGCAGGAGAAGGAUGAUUUUUCUCUCGGGAAUGUCCACUUGAUCGGCUACAGCUUGGGAGCUCACGUGGCUGGGUAUGCUGGCAACUUCGUGAAAGGCACGGUGGGCAGAAUCACAGGUAGGAUCUGCUUCCUGCGCUCUGGGCUCACCCCCAAACUCCCUCAGCCCCCCUGCCACGCUGGCUUUUCUGAACUGGAGCGCUCCCGCAGAGGCAGCACGAGGGAGCCAUGGAGGGUUAGCUUUGGAACGAACCCAGAGGCAAGAGCAGAGGGAGGCUGGAGGCUGGGCUGGACCAAAGGGACAUCAGCCCCUAAAAACUCAAUGUGCUGGGUGACUCAGUUUGAGUUGGGGUGUCCUGAGAUGGCCAGCAAAGCUCACAAAGGCCUUUGUUCCGCUAUCUCUGCAGUUUACCAUUAUCAGAUGAAAAUCCAUAUCUUCAGCUACAAGACGAUGGGAGAAAUUGAACCCAACUUUUAUGUCACCCUUUAUGGUACCAGCGCAGACUCCCAGCUUCUGCCUUUGGAAAUAGUGGAGCAGAUCGGGCUGAACGCCACCAACACCUUCCUGGUCUACACCGAGGAGGACCUGGGAGACCUCCUGAAGAUCAAACUCACCUGGGAGGGGACAGCUCAGUCCUGGUACAACCUGUGGAAGGAGCUUCGCAGCUACCUGUCUCAGCCCCACAGCGCUGAGAGGGAACUGAGUAUCAGGCGCAUCCGGGUCAAGUCGGGGGAAACUCAGCGGAGAUUAACUUUUUGUGUGCAAGACUUAGAGAACACCAGCAUCUCCCCUGGCCAAGAGCUCUGGUUCCACAAGUGUCGAGAUGGCUGGAGAAUGAAAAAUGAAACCAGACUGAGGAAAGGCUGGUCUCAUGGUGUGAGGCAGCCGGUGCAUCCAAAGGGGGAAUUCAUCGCAGAGCCUCUGAGCCUAAACACCUGCUGAAGAGGAUGGAGACGGGCCCCCACCACUUACCCCAACCCAGAUGCUGCCGCGGUACACCAAGCACGCGGCGUGUGCCCACCUGUGUUCCAUGCCUUCCCUAUGCUAUCUCAUUUACUUUUGUCAUCAACCCCAUGACGCUGGUGGUGUUAACCCUGCAUGCUGUUGUGGACUCUGAGGCUCAGGGAAGUUGGGUCAUUCUUUCUAGGUCCCCCAGCUGGCGAUGGCAGGGCGAACAUUUGAAGUACGUUGCUUUACUCUGAAGCCUGUAGUCUUUCUUGAGCGUGGAGGUUCCGCUUGCUCAGAUGCAUCACCUCACCUUGAUCUAGGUAUCAAUUACCAAGCAGCUGCACCCAUGCUGGGGUCCCCUGGGAUUAACCGUCUGCCAGCCCUGGGGGCCAGGCUGCAUCCCCACUGCUCUGUUUCCUGCUCAGGAUCACCAGCCUGACCACAAGCUUGGCGAUCACGGGAUGCACAGCAUUCUGAAAACUGCCCGUCUAAUGACGUGGCUCAGUCUAGCGCAGGCCCAUAGAAAAUUCUGCUCUAGGGGCGCCUGGGUGGCUCAGUUGGUUGAGCGACUGCCUUCGGCUCGGGCCAUGA
This is a messenger RNA of Leptonychotes weddellii (Weddell seal), 2267 nucleotides long. The record is from RefSeq and is a predicted model, not a curated record. NCBI's taxonomy places the organism in Eukaryota, Metazoa, Chordata, Mammalia, Carnivora, Phocidae.